This is a messenger RNA of Aspergillus chevalieri, 345 nucleotides long. RefSeq lists its product as uncharacterized. The record is from RefSeq and is a predicted model, not a curated record. NCBI's taxonomy places the organism in Eukaryota, Fungi, Ascomycota, Eurotiomycetes, Eurotiales, Aspergillaceae. The coding region runs from base 1 to 345 and encodes 114 amino acids. The transcript has 2 exons.
AUGGAUAUGGACCAUGAUGCACACCUCAUCGAAGUCAAAGACUCAGCGCCAAAAGGCUUAGGUGUGUUUGCGAAAGCCAACAUACCUUGCGGCUCCUGUGUCAUUGCAGAACCCGCUCUUCUUAAAGUCAAGGGCGGAAACGCGAAAGAUAUCGUGCGAGCAUUCGAAAGUCUCCCAUCAUCACAGCAAAGUCUAUACCUAGACCUCCAUGGACAUGCCUGCGAGCCGUUCAAGCGUGCUGCUGAACGUGAGAUGGAACAGAAUUGGCAGCAAAUCCCAGAGUUGCAUCGCAGAGUGCUCGCCAUCUAUGCAGCAAACGCAUUUGGUAACGUCUUCUUGCUUUGA